GGCCCCGCCCCCUCUUGCGCGUCAUCACGUCGCGCCAGAAAUAAUCACUUCUGGCGCCAAAGACUGGACGCGCAUUAUUGCGCACUUUUCGGCUACAAUAAUAACAAAAAAGUUGAUGACAACUGGUAAAGAUGGACAUACGCAGAUUCUUUGCACCAAAGCCCGGCACUGCGGGUGGCAGCAGCAGCACCGACGACGAGCCAAAGAAUAAAAAGAAACCGGCUAGCAAGACUACAAGCUCCAAAUUAGAGGAAAAGCGAUCAGCCAAACGGAAGAAGAGGGUCAUCACUGACUCGGAUGAGGAGGAAGAAGAGAAGAAAGGAAAGAAAAGCCCUGAAAAGGAGAAGCCUGCUGCAUCUGCGAAGAAAGAUCCUGUGACUUAUGUGUCUGAUUCAGAUUCGGACGAAGACUUUCUGUCACUGAAAAAGUCCUCAAAGCUUAAAGAGAAUGGCUGUAGCAAAGACAAGAAGGGCUUGAAUCCAAAAGCGACCAAACCAAAGCAGGUAAAAUCACCACCUGCUAAAUCUCCGAGCACGAAGGGGGAAGAGAAGAAGAGCGCCCUCAGCCCGACUCCGCCGAAGCCGGCCGCGCCCAAACACACCCCCACCUCCGUGCUCGAUUACUUCGGGAACUCUACGGCCAAGAGGUCCGAUAAAAAGCUGGUGGCCAGUACGAGCACCAAGAGGAAAGCAACUACACAAGAUGAUGAGGAAACUCACGAUGACGCGGCCAUCGCCAAACAGUUACAGAUGGACGAGGACAUGGAGUUGGAGAAGCAGAUCCAUGAAGAUGAGGAGUUUGCUCGAACCCUGGCCAUGUUUGACAAGGCCCCUGUGCCUAAAAAGGCCCGCAUGGACUCGCAAUCACCCUCACCUGGAACAAGUGGUGCAGAAACCAAGCCUGCGCUGGAACAGCCAUCAACGAAGAAGAGUACUGUAAAAGCCAGUUCCAAACUGGCUCUGAUGAAGAAGAAAGCUGACGAAGAGGAGGAACGGCAGAAGGAGGAAAAGAAAAGCAAAACUAUCUCCCCGAAGAAAGAGCUGACCACACAAGCGUCUUCGGAGACAGCAGCCACACCCAAAUCAGGUGUUACUGCAGGCACUGGGAAACGAAUUUCCACUCCCAAGAGUGGAGGGGGAAGUAGCAAGACCUCUCCUACAAAACCAGAGACCAGCCCAGAGGACUCUGAGAAGAAGCGUGGAAAUACCGCAGCAUAUCGAAACUACCUGAACCGAGAAGGACCACGUGCUUUGGGGUCUAAGGAGAUCCCACAGGGUGAAGAGAACUGCCUUGAGGGCUGUGUGUUUGUGUUAACGGGUGUUUUGGAGUCUUUGGAGCGGGACGAUGCAAAGUCAUUAAUAGAACGUUAUGGUGGGAAAGUCACAGGAAAUGUCAGCCGGAAAACCACCUACCUGGUUCUGGGACGAGACAGUGGCGCCUCCAAGACUGAGAAGGCACAAAGUUUUGGCACCAAGAUCCUAAACGAGGACGAGUUACUGGAACUGAUCCGAACCAAACCGGGCAAAAAGUCGAAAUACGAGAUCGCUGCAGAAGCCGAGAGUAAAGCCACCAAAUCAAGGACUCCAGACUCUAAAGGCAAACACACCCCUCCAGCAUGCAAAGUCACACGCCAAAAAACCCCCACAGGCAAGAGCAGUCCCUCGCCAGGGAAAUCUCGGUCAUCCUCCUCGUCUACUCGUAGAACUUCCAGGGCUUCCCAUCAAGGCUCUUCGAACGAGGUUAGAAAGACUCUGGAAUUUGGUGCAGGAAAAAGCGCAGCACCUGUGGCAGAGGAUGAAGGCAACAGCUUGUUAUGGGUAGACAAGUACCGCCCUCGCAGCCUGAAGAAUCUAAUUGGGCAGCAGGGUGAGCAGAGCUGUGCCAAUAAGUUACUGAGAUGGCUGAAGAACUGGCAUAAAUCUCACAGCAGCAACGCAAAACCAACAGCUGCUCGAUUUGGGAAGUCCGGAGGUAAGGACGAUGGGUCUGCGUUUAAAGCUGCUUUGCUAUCUGGACCUCCUGGUAUUGGGAAGACCACCACCGCUGCUCUCGUGUGCGAGGAGUUGGGUUACAGUUACGUGGAGAUGAACGCCAGCUGCACCCGCAGCAAGAACAGUCUGAAAGAAGUAAUCGCAGAGUCUCUCAAUAACACAAGUAUUAUGAAUUUCUACACAGGUGCGUCUCAGACGGUCAGCGAUAAACAUGUUCUGAUAAUGGACGAGGUUGAUGGCAUGGCAGGAAAUGAGGACAGAGGAGGAAUACAGGAGAUGAUUGGUCUGAUAAAAAAUUCAAAAAUCCCCAUCAUUUGCAUGUGCAACGACCGCAACCACAUGAAGAUCCGCUCGCUCGCUAACUACUGCUUCGACCUGCGUUUCCAGCGACCUCGUGUGGAGCAGAUAAAGGGGGCAAUGAUGUCCAUCGCUUUUAAAGAAGGUUUAAAAAUCCCGCCACCGGCCCUCAAUGAAGUCAUCCUGGCAUCCAAUCAGGACAUUCGACAGGUGCUGCAUAAUUUGAGUAUGUGGUCAGCCACAGACAAGGUCAUGACCUACGACCAGACAAAAGCAGACGCCCAAAAGGCCAAGAAGGACAUGAAAAUGGGACCGUUUGACGUGUGCAGGAAAGUGUUUGUUACAGGUGAAGAGACCGCCCACAUGUCACUGAUCGACAAGUCGGACCUUUUCUUUCACGAUUACUCCCUGGCACCGCUGUUCGUCCAAGAGAACUACAUCCACGUCCGGCCGGCUGCUGCAGGGGGAAAUAUGAAGAAUCAUUUAGUGCUGCUGAGCAAAACUGCAGACAGCAUCUGCGACGGAGAUUUAGUGGACCGACAGAUCCGCUCUCGCCAGACCUGGUCUCUGCUGCCCACGCAGGCAAUCUACGCCAGUGUGCUGCCAGGGGAAUUAAUGCGUGGUUAUAUGAGUCAGUUUCCCACGUUUCCCAGCUGGCUGGGGAAGUUCUCAUCCACAGGCAAACACAGUCGCAUUGUUCAGGAGCUGUCCUCACACAUGAGUCUGAAAACAUUGAGCAGUAAGGGGGCAAUAAAUCUAGACUACCUGCCCUACAUGCGUACCGCCCUGCUGCAGCCUCUGCAGUGUCAUGGAGCAGAAGGAGCCAGUCAGAGCGUCAAGCUUAUAGAUGACUAUGACAUCAUCAAAGAGGAUUUUGACAGCAUCAUGGAGAUCAGUACAUGGGGUGGACAACCUGAUCCGUACUCCAAGCUUGACUCCAAGGUGAAAGCUGCAUUCACACGGGCUUAUAACAAGAAGUCCCACUUGACGCCGUACUCACUGCAGGUAGUGAAGAAAGGUCGCAAAGGAGCGGUCGACGCCGAUCUGGCUUUAGACACCGACAUUGACCUCCAGGGGCAGGACGAGGAGGAGGAGGAAGAGGGAACUGUUAAUAGUGAUGCCAUGAUCAAGCAAAAGAAGGCGAAACCUGCAAAAGAGGUCAAGCAGGAGAAAGCAGGCACUUCUGGAAAGGGCAAAGGCAAAGGAAAAGGCAAGAAGUAAACAGAGGCCUGCAAUGAAGAACCAUUCGGACAGGCAAAUUGUAAACAAUCACUCGUUCCUCCUCACUGAUAAAAAAAACUCUGAUGGCAGGCGGCAAAGAUCAGACCUUCCUAAGGCUAUCGAAAGGUCAGUAUUAACAAGGAGUGAGGGAUGCAAAGGAGGCAUUUUCAAGCAAUUAAAAAUGAGUGGGCGGCCAUUCCAUCGUCAUCGUCUCGCAGUCGACUGGACGUAAAGGACGGUAGAAUCAUGGAGUGCGCACACACACACACACACACACACACACACAGAGCGCACUCAUUUCCAUACACAAAGUCAAACUUAGUCCCAUCUGUGACAUCAAACAUCUCUCAUCUCAGCCCUUACUAUCAUUAAGCCUCUUAUUUCUUAUUCACUUGCAGCUCUUAUAAGGUUACAUAAGCACUUUGCAUAAAUCACACACUGCUCUUGAAGGUUUCUUGCAGACAGUGCACAUCCAGAUGCAUUUUGAACCCUGAGAUGUAAAUAUAUACACACAGUCAAACCCCUAUAUAAUUUGAAAGUUACUCAAUUGGAAAGUUGUAGAAAGAACAUUUGUCCUUUUUUUCUAUUGAAAUGUUUUUUUACAAACUGACAUUGUGAUGUUCUGGUCUGUAGAUUAGACUGUAUAUGACUUGGGAUUUCAACAAGCAAUUAAAAAUGUGAUUUACUGAUUUAUUGAA
Molecule: messenger RNA, 4207 nt
Organism: Silurus meridionalis
Lineage: Eukaryota; Metazoa; Chordata; Actinopteri; Siluriformes; Siluridae
Gene: rfc1
Product: replication factor C (activator 1) 1
Exons: 24
Coding region: 132-3509 (1125 amino acids)
Biological process (GO): DNA replication; DNA repair
Cellular component (GO): DNA replication factor C complex; nucleus
Molecular function (GO): ATP hydrolysis activity; DNA binding; DNA clamp loader activity
Source: RefSeq, a predicted model, not a curated record